AUGCUUAGUGCCAUUAGAGAGUCGCCAACCCAGAGGCCCUGCCUCGCCCACGACAAAACGUGGCGAAAGAAAUGCACGAUCGAGAAUUUUAUCCAUUUCACGGCGAGAGAUGAAUUUGAAGCGACCUACGAGAGGAAUAUUGACUUACCUAUCAUGGGGAUGGGCGUGAAGUCGGUGGCCAUUGCGAUCGACGAUGUUGGGUACACUACAGCGCCACAGCGAGAAGAGAAACCUGCUGGCACGAAUCCUAACGUAAGAGAGAGAGCAGGGAAAGUUCCUCUCUUGUUUCGUGUCAGUGAUUUAUCGAAACCCAAGAAAUUUAUGGAAUUGAACUGACACCUGUUUUCCAAUUUUGCUUGCAACUCUACUAAAAAUUGUUUUAUAUCAUCAUGGACCUUUUGCAUGAUAUUAUGCUCAUUGAACCAUCACUGAGAAAAGAUGGGUUGAGGCUCAAUGCCUCAAUCUCAAUGUGCCAGACCAAAAAGGUAUUAUCUGAGAAUCAGUAGAAGGUAACUUGAAACGAGAAGAUAGCAUCUUUUUACUUUUUUCCAUGGAUAAUAAUAUAGAAUUAACUGAACUGUAAAACUUAUUGCAAUAAUUCCCCAUAUUGAGUGGAGAGAUGAUGAUGAUGAUGAUGAUGAUAGGGAAAUAACAAAUGACAUCAUAAAUCGAGAGUAGGAGAGAUUCCAAUAAGAGGUAACUUCUUUGCUUUGCUUCUAAAACCCUCGACCCUUAUUCACCCACUCUCAUUUAAUUGUUCAAGUAAGCUUCAGAUUUAUCUUAUCGUUGAUUUGGUCCCAUCUGGUCCCAUCAUUGUCUAGAGGAAUUUAAGGGGUGCAUCUAUUAG
Molecule: messenger RNA, 847 nt
Organism: Spirodela intermedia
Lineage: Eukaryota; Viridiplantae; Streptophyta; Magnoliopsida; Alismatales; Araceae
Source: the annotation of a GenBank genome assembly